AUGUUCAGCAGCCUCACGGCAAAAGUAGAGGAUCUCACCAACAAAAAUGCACUUCUUAGUACUCGUAUCGACAACCUCGAGGAUACCAGUAAAUCACAGGCGGCUGAGAUCACCCGUCUUGUGACAUCAAAUAUCGAGAUAAAAUUGUGCAACACAAAUCUGACGGACAGGCUGGCGUCUCUGGAGCGAAACUCUUUAAACAGCGACUUAAUUAUCUCUGCAGUUCCCGAGCUAGAAGGCGAGGAUCUCAUGGCUACAUUUGGCGCCCUUACAACCCAACUCUCUGUUGACGUGCCGCCUACCGAUGUUCUGGAGAUUGGGCGCAUCAAAAGCACAUUGGAUUCCAACAAGCCCCGAUUGAUUCUAUGCAAACUCAGAUCCGUCCAAUGUCGAAAUCGCCUACUUGCCGCCAAAAGAGCUAAAGGCCCCAUUUAUGCAAAUCAGCUUGGCUUGCCGCACGAUCAGCUCCGGACUCCUAUAUUCAUCAACGAGCAUCUGCCCCCUACUCUUUCCAAAUUUCUUGGAAAGGUGAGAGCCUAUGCCAAGGAGAGAGGCUAUCGCUUCAUCUGGACCCGAAAUGGACUGGUAUACGUCAAGCGGGAUGCGUCCUCUGAUCACAUCCUGAUAAAAUCUGAGGCCGAUCUUCAACUACUCUCGCAUCGUACUUGA
Messenger RNA from Neodiprion virginianus, 669 nucleotides. RefSeq lists its product as uncharacterized. Lineage: Eukaryota; Metazoa; Arthropoda; Insecta; Hymenoptera; Diprionidae. The coding region runs from base 1 to 669 and encodes 222 amino acids. The record is from RefSeq and is a predicted model, not a curated record. The transcript has a single exon.